AUGGCGGCGGCCGGAGCGUGCCGGAAAUGUCUCCUCAGUGGGCUGUGGCUCCUUUCCAGGCGUUAUCCCAUCCCUGCCUUCCCCAGCAGUGCCCUGUACAGGAUCAGCAGCCCUGCCCUGGGCACCUCCCAGUCCAGAUGCUACUCCUCGGGAGGAAGGAAAGGAUUCAUCUCAGGUUUUGUGGAGAACAUCAAACAGGAAUUAGCCAAAAACAAAGAGAUGAAGGAAAGCAUCAAAAAAUUCCGGGAUGAAGCAAAAAAGUUGGAGGAGUCGGAUGCACUGCGGGAAGCGAGGAGGAAAUAUAAAACCAUUGAGUCUGAAACAGUGAAGACCUCAGAAGUGAUUAAAAAGAAACUUGAAGAAAUAACAGGGACGGUUAAAGAGAGUUUGGACGAGGUCAGCAAGAGUGACCUGGGCAGGAAAAUCAAGGAGGGCGUGGAGGAGGCAGCCAAGACAGCCAAGCAAUCAGCAGAGUCAGUGACCAGGGGAGGGGAGAAGCUGGGCAGGACUGCAGCCUUCAAAGCCAUCUCCCAGGGAGUGGAAAGUGUUAAGAAGGAGAUAGAUGAGAGCGUUUUGGGACAAACGGGUCCCUACAGGCGCCCGGAGCGGCUCCGGAAACGAACGGAAUAUUCUGGAGAGAGGAUCAAGGAGCAGCGAGUGUUUGAGGCCAAUGAGGAGGCCAUGGGCAUGGUGCUGCAUAAAGACUCCAAGUGGUACCAGCAGUGGAAAGAUUUCAAGGACAACAACGUGGUUUUCAACAGGUUCUUUGAGAUGAAGAUGAAAUACGACGAGAGUGACAACGCCUUCAUCCGAGCGUCCCGCGCUGUCACCGACCGCGUCACCGACCUCAUCGGGGGUUUGUUCUCCAAGACCGAGAUGUCCGAGGUGCUGACCGAGAUCCUCAGGGUGGAUCCCUCCUUUGACAAGGAUCGUUUCCUGAAGCAGUGUGAGAGGGACAUCAUCCCCAACGUGCUGGAGGCUCUGAGCUCUGACCGCUGCCCGGACCCUCCCCGCAUGGGGGGACCUGCCCUGGCAGGGAUGAGCCCCGCGGUCUCCAUUGGCACCGGCACGUCCGAGUUCCCCGGGAUCGUCUGCCACGAGCUCCCGUAG
Molecule: messenger RNA, 1110 nt
Organism: Sturnus vulgaris (Common starling)
Lineage: Eukaryota; Metazoa; Chordata; Aves; Passeriformes; Sturnidae
Source: RefSeq, a predicted model, not a curated record